This is a messenger RNA of Pisolithus orientalis, 1659 nucleotides long. RefSeq lists its product as uncharacterized. Bases 1 to 1659 code for a protein of 552 amino acids. The transcript is spliced from 8 exons. The record is from RefSeq and is a predicted model, not a curated record. NCBI's taxonomy places the organism in Eukaryota, Fungi, Basidiomycota, Agaricomycetes, Boletales, Pisolithaceae.
AUGUCGUCGUUGAUGCUCUGGCUUCUCGCGACCCUCCCGACAGACGUCCUUUUCGAAGUCUCCAGGUAUAUCGACCUCAAAGCAGACGUUCUCAACUUCGCGUUGGCGGCCAGUACCCUCCUCGGCAAAAGCUUAUUCUUCGGCUUGCUUCCAGCAGUAUACGAUGACGUCCGUCUCGAUACUCUAGAGCAAUGCAAGGCAACCCUUGCAAUGCUGAAUCGGGACCCAAGUAUAGCGCGCCACAUUCAGAAGUUAACCGUCCGUUUCCCUUCGAGCGCUUCGCAUUCCGGUGGCUUCCCGAUAUCGGUCUUGCUGAGGACAUUGGCACCUAAACUGGAUGCACUGCAUACGUUCAUCUGGGAUGCAGGGGAGAUACCCCAGUGCGAUGACAUGUGGUUCGCGCUGCGGAUUUCAUGUCCACGGCUGCACACUGUCGGCACAUCAUACGGAGCCAAGCUACCAGACAGCCAUAGCACCCUCUUUCAAUUUAAGAACUUGCGUGGUUUCAGGUUGGCGCUGAAGCCGGCCUUUUACGACAAUCAUUCAGAUGGUCUCCAAGAGUUACCUUCAGAGUCCCGACUCUGGGACAUGCUUAUUCGCCGAUGCUCAAAUCUGGAAGAACUCCAUAUCUCCGGCGCACCCUUCCUCCCGGUUUCUGUCGUACAUCCUCUCUGUUACGCGCGCUGGCCGAAACUACGAUCGCUGUCCCUCGGUGAUAUCGUCCUGGACUGGCAACCUCGAGGGGGAGGCGUUAAGCCACCGUUCAUCGCUUUCCUCGAGGCACAUCCUCAUUUACAAAUGCUAAGGACCUCUCGCGCAGCCCUUAAUCCGGGGUUUUUGUCAUCCCUGGAUAAGGGAGCACUGCCUAAUCUCACGCGGUUUGCGGGUUCUCUGGAGCAAUUACAGGGCUUGUCCCAGAUUUAUUCUCAGAUCACUAGUGUGGCAAUUGACGAGCCACUUGUGAUCCGAGACAUGGCUCCAUUACUUGCAGCUGGCGUCCUACAAGGUCUUCACUGUUUGACUGAGCUGCGUGUGGCACUUGUAUUUCAGGCAGCAUACGAGGGUGGUCGCUUGGUUCGUUCCAUCGUGAACGCCUGCCCCCGCCUCACCAAGCUGGAGUUAAUAUGUGCUCGUAGACCGUCAUUCACUCUAGACACGCUUGCCAAAAUCAUCGGUGCACUUCCGCGUCUGCGUCAGCUCCGUGUGACGAUGGUUCGCGCCCGUUGUGAACAAUCCCUUAAAGAAUGCGCUGCUCUUAUCGCACGUUCAAACCCACAGUUGCAGACCUUUAGUAUUACGUUCAUUUCCCCCACUCUCCCUCCGCCCAUCCCACUCAGCGCGGAUAUCAGCGUAAAUGGCGGCGAACCAGCUCAUCCCUACCUCGAAUCCGGGAACUACGUACUACAAACAGAUGAAUAUGGUCUACCAUCGUCAGUCGUGGGUACGGAACGCAGGGCGCUACGUUCGUUAUCCCUCCCUCCGAUUGGGAUAACGAUGCCACUCCCAACAUUACCUCUGAACACCUGUACUACGAAGAAGUACAAUCGAGGAAGGGGGCUGGGUGCGAUUUUCGAGAAGAGCGUUGCAGGUGAGGAGAUGAGAGUACUUGUCCUGAUGCUGUCGCUCGGUGGGGCAGCACUCUGGGUGUUCUUCAGUUGA